AUGCAGAAGUCAGUUGUCAAAGUUGAACAUCACUCUGGCUCAGAUGCUCCUAGUAUCAGCUUCCAAAUGCUUAUUCCCUCCAUUUUCGGCAACAAAAGGCUCUCUCUCAUGUUGAUCGCUUACCACGGCGCUGGACGAAGUGAGCCCCGGCCAUGCUCCGGUACACCACAUUCGGGCACGACUUGUGAUGCCAUCAACAUCUAUUCGUAG
Molecule: messenger RNA, 210 nt
Organism: Penicillium mononematosum
Lineage: Eukaryota; Fungi; Ascomycota; Eurotiomycetes; Eurotiales; Aspergillaceae
Exons: 1
Coding region: 1-210 (69 amino acids)
Source: RefSeq, a predicted model, not a curated record